AUGUCUAACAUCUUAGAUGUAUUCCAACCCCCGGAAGGAAGGGACUUGAGCGAUGAGGAGUGUCUCGGCUGCACUGCAGUGCAGACUUUCAUGUCGCUCGCUGGUGGUUCUUACUUUCUUUCGUCGAUGCCUUUUAAAAACAAGAAGGGAGUUGUCGAUUUGAAGACACACCCAUUGUGGUUUCAACGAGGCAUUCGUGGUGGUGGGAUUGUUUUGAUUGCAUUAGGAAUGUAUCGAUUGGGCGAAGUUGCUCAGAUUAUCUAUAAGCGUAGAUCUUAG
Messenger RNA from Australozyma saopauloensis, 279 nucleotides. RefSeq lists its product as uncharacterized. The record is from RefSeq and is a predicted model, not a curated record. The transcript has a single exon. The coding region runs from base 1 to 279 and encodes 92 amino acids. Lineage: Eukaryota; Fungi; Ascomycota; Pichiomycetes; Serinales; Metschnikowiaceae.